UGGGGAAAAUCGCGGGAGUGAACCGUAAGCCCUAAAGCUGAAAACUUUCUCAAUGUCGAUCCUACCGGAAUCAGCUGGCGAAGAAGAAGCAGCAGAAGAAGAACACUCCACUCAUCACCCCAUCGCCCCUCCUGACGAGUCUUUUGACAUCUCAACAACAGUCGAUCCUGGUUAUGUAAUAUCUUUGAUUCGGAAACUUCUACCAUCAGAUGGUACAGUAAGUGAUAUAUCUUCAGUGAGUGCUUCUUAUGAUGAUGCCUCUACCCAAGUAACAAUGGUUGAUGGAGAGGAUGAAUGUUCAAUAUUGCAAUAUCAUAACCAUGAUAGACUUAUGGGUGAUGAUGAAAGAGAUGGUGAUCAACAAGGUAAAGAACAUGGGUCAGUAAAGGAAGACAUAUGGGAAGAUUGUGGAUGCAUAUUAUGGGACCUAGCUGCUAGCCAGACACAUGCCGAAUUCAUGGUGCAAAACCUAGUCCUUGAGGUGCUGUUGGCUAAUCUGAUGAUACCUCAAUCUGUUCGUGUCAAGGAAAUUUGCCUUGGAAUAUUGGGAAACCUUGCUUGCCAUAAGGUGUCCAGGGAGCGCAUAGAAUGUACAAAUCAGCUUAUUAGUGUAAUCGUGGAUCAACUAAUGAUCUUAGAUGAUGCUGCAUGCCUAUGUGAAACAUGCAGGGUAGUUACUUUGGGUCUUCAAGGUUCUGAAUGUGUUUCUUGGGCUGAGGCUUUGCAGCCUGAAAACAUUCUGUCACGUGCUUUAUGGAUUGCUGAAAAUGCGUUGAACCCCCAGCUUUUAGAAAAGAUUCUUGAGCUGCUACUAGCUAUCUUAGAAAGUGAGGGGAAAAUCGUCCCUAUUUUACUUCCAAAUAUGAUAAAGUUGGGAUUACCAAGUCUUCUUCUGUCGCUUUUGACAUUUGAGAUGGAUAGACUGACAAGAGAAAGAGCACCAGACAGGUACAUUGUUCUAGAUUUGAUUCUUCAAGUAAUUGAAGCACUUUAUGCCAUGGAUGACUAUACACAAGAAGUGUUUUCUAAUAAAGAAUUCUUUCAACAACUAAUUAAUCUGAUCAAACUGCCCAACAAAUUUGAGCUUGCUAGCUCUUGUGUUACAGCUGCAGUCUUGUUUGCAAAUAUUCUAACUGAUUCAGCUCAUUUAGUUUUAGAAAUAUCCCAUGACAUGUCUUUGUUACAGGGUCUGUUUGAUAUAUUUCCCAUCUCAUCCAACGAUAGUGAAGCAAGAGCCGCUCUUUGGAGUGUUGUUGCCAGGAUUUUGGUUCACGGAAAUGAAAUGGAUUCAUCAGAACUCUAUAAAUAUGUAUCAGUUUUUGUGGAUUGUGCUGAGGUGAUUGAAGACGACCUUCUUGAUGCCCGUCUUCAUACUGGUGAAGCUAAUUCAAAAUUCAAUGCUAGACGCACCUCCAUGGAGAAAAUAGUAAGUAUUUUAAGCCAAUGGACUUCGUUAAAGAGCUUCAUGAGAGAAGACUCAAUAAACAGUAGAAGUGUUGAUAAAUUGUUGGAGUAUUGUAGCAAAUACCUCAGGUAUGUUGGUGGAUAA
This is a messenger RNA of Impatiens glandulifera, 1549 nucleotides long. RefSeq lists its product as uncharacterized. Bases 53 to 1549 code for a protein of 498 amino acids. NCBI's taxonomy places the organism in Eukaryota, Viridiplantae, Streptophyta, Magnoliopsida, Ericales, Balsaminaceae. The transcript has 10 exons. The record is from RefSeq and is a predicted model, not a curated record.